This is a messenger RNA of Babesia bovis T2Bo, 1367 nucleotides long. RefSeq lists its product as uncharacterized. Lineage: Eukaryota; Apicomplexa; Aconoidasida; Piroplasmida; Babesiidae. The transcript has a single exon. The record is from RefSeq and is a predicted model, not a curated record. Bases 46 to 1320 code for a protein of 424 amino acids.
CGCAGGUAAUUAAGCUUUAAUGUAGUACUUAAUAACCAACAUAUCAUGGCGACAUCAGCACCAACCGUAUCGCCCAAGCAUCCGCUAUUGGCACCAAAGAAAGCUCCUGGAUUAUUAUCAAAAGUUGCAAUGCCACCAAUAAAACCAAAAGCUCCAUUAAUAUCGAAGGUGAACCCAGCAGUACCCAAGAAGGCUCUGAUUUUACCUACUAAGGCAACACCAGUCACGACGCCAAAAGCAUCAAGUGCCCCCGAUGUCACCAGCAAGUUAUUGAUAAAAGCAAAGACAAAUGCAGCUUCUAUUGUGGAAACGGCUAAAGAGCCUGAAAAGCUUCCAUCGCGUAAUGAUAGCAUUGUAUCUAACAAGUCAGCAGGAUUAGAAGGCAAGUCGCAUCUUGAGAUACCAGAAGGGGAACACCAAGGACUGCUGAGUAUGAGCAUAUCACACCACAGCUCGCCUCAGUUAAAACAUAGGCAAGGGAACCUGAGCAUUGAUAGCGUCAACAUGGCAGACGCUAGAUUAAAUCACGGACAAACAAUGCGUGGCAACCAAGCUAUCGGACCCAGAGAUGAAUCGGCAAUGAGCAUUGAUACUAAUGAGCACCAGAUGACAAAUUCUAUAUACAGUGCAUACUCCAAUGUAAAGACUGCUGAAGCCAAGGACAUUGACUGUGUUGGCGCCGUGGGAGCUACACCUUGGUUGGAAAUUGAGCGUCGUAUUAAUGAAAUAAGAGCUUUGGCAGUGUCAAAUGCACCCCAACAGUCACCACGUAGGCCAAUGAAGAAGAAAGAUAGUAACAGCAUAUAUAGUAAGUACAACACCCACUAUGAAAGAACCAAUGACUGGAAGAAGGAGGUUACACAACCAUUAACUUAUAGCAAGGUGCAGAAACUGAAAUCAAGUAGCACCGCGGAGCCUAUGUCACAUGAAAGAGAUAGGUGGAACUUUGUAGAUGGGUUCCUUAAGCCACGCCGGAAGCCAUUUGCCAGCAUGUCGGAACUAUCGAGGCACUUCUCUAAUAUCAAUAGAAGUGACCAGAGCGAGCUCAUAAAGCUACUAUUGGCUUGCAGGUCACUCGAAAAGGUUAUUGAGGAGCAGCACGGUGUAUUGGAUAUGCUGGACCACGACAUUCGUGAGGCUAGAGAGUUGUUGAGGUUACCCGAGCACCUAAGAGGAAUGUCGUCUAAAACAUUAAUGGGCAAGCCGCCACAACAGGAGUCGUUCUAUCCCACCAGUGAUAUACCACUCUUCAUAAAGGGGCGUGUUUCGUUGAUACCUGGACCAAAUGAUAUCCAGCUAUCUGUUGUUAACAACGGGUAAUAUCACCCGUUGUUUGAUGGAACUUAAAUUAAUAAUGUAGUAUUUAU